This is a messenger RNA of Trichogramma pretiosum, 1787 nucleotides long. RefSeq lists its product as uncharacterized. The transcript has 4 exons. Bases 213 to 1787 code for a protein of 524 amino acids. NCBI's taxonomy places the organism in Eukaryota, Metazoa, Arthropoda, Insecta, Hymenoptera, Trichogrammatidae. The record is from RefSeq and is a predicted model, not a curated record.
UCGAGUUACGACUAAUGAGUAAGCAGACGCGCGGUGUUGGUUGACUAUACCUUACCUAUGCUUCGGUACGGGCGGCUCGACUCAGUCGGCAGUCUCCCACUCCCCGUCAGUUUGACGCACGGACGGAUGCUUGCGGUCUUACACAAGCCAUAACUGACCCUACCGAAUGUUUACACACCUUCGAAAAAUUCGAAUUUACGAAGCUGCUCCAAAUGCUUUGGCGACUCUUUCGAUUAUCAGUUGUAUCUGAACGCAUCUCAACUGUAUCAAUAAUGCAGUCAACUAAUAAGAAAAGAAAAUAUAAACCUUCGACGUCCAAGUCGACUGCCAAAAUAACGCCGGUGCAAAAGGAUUUGACCCUGGAAGAAAAAGUGGAAAUCGACAAAAAAAGAAUCCUUUCGGCGGCGAUUCGCCUGAUUAACGCCAACUACGAGACUGGCUGCAAACACCAAUCGGGCCGUGAUACGGGCAAAUUGUGCGACCCUUGCAUGAAGGAACGAUACAGCGAACAUUUCAAACGAACGUGCGAUCGGCAAGAAAGUUGCGACGAGGAAAGAGACGAUCCAAUCGACGCCGAGUACAAGUCCCUAUUUCUUUCGGAUAAUGAAGACGACGACGAUUACUUCGAGCAAUUCGUCAAGAGAAUGGAAGACGAAUUUGCGCAAAGAGAAGAUCUAAAAAAAAAUAAUCCUAAGGCUUGGCAAGUUAUACGAGCUAUGGAAGAAGAACAAAUUAGUCCCGCACCGAAGCGUAGACGGAAAUUGAAAAAAUUUACCAAACCAAUGGAACAAACGAUGGCCAUUAUAUCCAGAUUCCGUAAUGAGUUGGUCUACGGUACCGAAUCUCAACCUAGAAAUAAAAUAUGGAAUUCCACGUUCAACCCUAAUGAGAAAAAUGCUCUGGAUUCGAAGGAAAAUAUCAGCUCCUUGCCCUCUGAAAUGGGCUGUAAUGGUAAAGCUACCGCCAAAACCAAGAAUUUGAAUCUCACCAAUAUUUGGGAAAAGUAUGGUAUUAGUGUUCCUUUGACACAAGAAAACAUGAAGAGCAAACUUUAUACGCCGGGUCAUGUCGGACGCUGGGUAGACAGAACCGAGCCGUCUCCAACUUGUAAAAGUAUCAAAUCGGACGCUGCAACUUGUUACUCGAUGAAGGAUGAAAAUGAGGUCGUCGAGACCAGAUCACCUUUCGGCAAAAAUGCUUCCCCUUGUAGAACCUACACCAAGAGCAGUACUUUGAUUACCGAAAAAAGUUCGCCGCCCAUCGAUUCAACUGGAACAAAGUCGAAUACAGUUGUUCGUUUUAGACCGUCGCCACCCGAGUAUAUUUCAUGCAGUAGUUAUGAAGAGAAAUUAAGCGAUUCUCCAUCAAGCUUACUCAACAAUGAAAUGAUGUUUGACAAUGAUCAAAUCAUUGAAGAAAAUGAGACCAUGGAUGGUUUCAUGGCACCUCAACAAUUUUACAGUCAUCUUGGUAGCUGCGAUGACUCACAAUAUCAUCAAAGGAUGCAUUCAACAACGUGCAAUGAAUUCCCUAGUAAACGACAGCCUAACAUGUUUCAAUACAAUGGAUUUGAACAACAGAUAUCUAGUGGCAGUAAUUUCAACAACUAUCCAGAGCAUCAAUUUAUUCAAGCCAGAACUGCGACAACCAUACAGACUAAUUGCUUAUUCAAUAGCGAUAAAUCUGAAACUAAGAUUGAUAGCUUUUUACGUAAUUUCACUUAUAAUACUGAAAAUAGAAGACGAAAGAUGGAAUUCAAAUAUGAAAUGAAAGUUAAAUAUUUUUAA